GCAUUAUCCUUGGUCUUCAACUUUGUCGUGACAUCUCUGAUUGCUGGCCGGAUCUAUUACCUAGCUUGGAAACAUAGGAAUACUGUACCUAUACGCCAUACGAGACAGUAUAUGAAGAUCAUCAUCGUCCUUAUCGAGUCUGGUGCGAUUUUCUGCUUCGCUCAGGUGGUCUUCGUGAUGCUCUGGGCGAUACGUAGCAAUGCUCACUGGAUAGGGGCGGACCCGGCUUGCCGAUUAUACUGCAUUGUUCCGACAUUGAUCAUUGUUCGAGUCGGUUUGGGUGUCCACGGAAAAGACGACGCGACAAACUCCAUCCAUGAGCGCUCUACGACUCGCGAGCAAAGACGAUCCAAAAUCCAGAAUGGCGAUGGAAUAAGAGCGUUGUGUUUCGGAUACGUAUGGAACAGGCGGUAG
Molecule: messenger RNA, 414 nt
Organism: Gloeophyllum trabeum ATCC 11539
Lineage: Eukaryota; Fungi; Basidiomycota; Agaricomycetes; Gloeophyllales; Gloeophyllaceae
Exons: 2
Source: RefSeq, a predicted model, not a curated record